AUGCCUGAACUUCUGCCAUACAGUGGAGAUUACUACCUCUGGAAUUAUGUCCCAUCUAUGGCAGCAGCUGUAAUCUUCAUCAUUCUCUUCAUCGCAACAACCGGACUCAACUCUUGGCGUAUGUUCAAGACCAAGACAUGGUUCUGCGUACCAAUGGCAUUAGGUUGCAUCUUCGAAGUUGUCGGAUAUAUUGGACGAGCAAAGGCUGUCAACAGUACCGGGACACUGCUACCAUACGUCUUUCAAAGCUCCUUCACCCUUCUCGCUCCGGCCCUGUUUUCAGCAUCAAUAUAUAUGACACUUGGCCGAAUCAUGCGAUAUGUCAAGGGCGAACACCACUCCCUCAUUAGGAUCACUUGGGUCACGAAAAUUUUCGUCAUUGGGGAUAUCUUCUCAUUUAUGGUGCAAGGAGGCUCUUCUAGUUUGAUGUUCAAUUCCAGCACUGUCAAGAUGGGCGAAAAGGUUGUUUUGGCCGGUCUCUUCAUCCAGAUCAUUUCUUUCGGCUUCUUCUUCGUCACUGCCCUAAUCUUCGAACGCCGGAUGAGGAAAGCACCGACGGCGGAGUCUUUCAUUGUCAAAGCAAACUGGAUACAUUAUCUCUAUGUUCUUUAUGCCAUGAGUGUUCUCAUCAUGGUUCGAUCAAUCUUUCGAGUUAUCGAGUAUGCAGAGGGCCAGACGGGAUACCCCCUGAAACAUGAGUGGACCCUGUACAUAUUCGAUGCGGUACCAAUGUUCAUCGUCACCCUCAUUUUCUUUAUUUACCAUCCAUAUCACCUUCAAGUCCGUACAGGAGCCACCACUUCGAUAGGGAGUGAAGAAGAGGCGCACAGUAUUCAGUUGAUGAACAAUCCAGAACAGAGGCAAGGUCGCAAGGGGAAGCCUUUCGGUGCUGGUAUUGCCACCACAAACGCGAGCUCGGUCACGACCCCAGAUUCAUCUACCACUCCACCCAAUACUCAAAGCAACUCACAAACACCUCAUGGGUUCUCAUUACACCCGGAGACUUCGUCAUAUGUGAAUUUUACACACCUAGAGUUGUUCCAACAUUUUCAAGAUAAUCAAGGUUUCAUAUGGGGUGAUAACCUUACAACACAAAGCUCCAGAACUAACGUACUCAAAUACGCGUUUGUGACCCCUUUUCUCAUGUAUGAACUUCUAGCCUACUCGGCGUUACACAUUAGCAUCAUUCGACCUGAUCAAUUCCAAUUUUAUCACGAUGAAUCGAGGAUGCUACAACAACAAUCACUGAAACUGUUCAAUGAUUCGGUGCAAGAAGUGAACGACGAAAACCUCAUUCCGUCUUUUCUAUAUUCAGGGAUCCUGGGACAUCAUACCUUCGUGGACACAUUCUCCGUGGCCGAUUCAGAUUUGAAUCAAUUCAUUGACAAGUUAGUCCAAGCAAUAAAAUUGAUGCGUGGAGUUCGGGUUUGCUUCACUGGGUGGUGGGAGGUUUUGGAGAAGUCUGAAAUUCGGGGUUUGAUGCAGCAUGGCGAUGGACAUGUGGAGCACACCGACGAAUAUGUGAAGCAUUUCUUGGAACUUCAAGCAAAGCUCCCCGGAAUUCCUGGCAUCGACCAUGUAGAACUCGAAGCGUUACAAGAAGCCGUUCGUCAACUGAAGUGGGUGCAUGUUUCCAGUCUAUUUAACCUUGGAAAUGGCAACCUUGGUCCGACAAUGGUUACAUCAUGGCCGAUCACGCUCUCGCUGGAAUAUUCAGAGCUUCUCUUGAAGAGGAGGCCAGGUGCAUUGGUUGUACUGGCGUAUUUUAGUGUCCUGCUGAACUUGUCUCGGAAACAUUGGGCGGUUGGUAGUGCUGGGAAAUUUCUGUUAGAUGUGGUCGGAACUUGUCUUGGUAAAGAUUGGGAUACAUGGCUGGAAUGGCCUAGAUCGAAAGUUCUCGGAGAUGUUUGA
Molecule: messenger RNA, 1911 nt
Organism: Sclerotinia borealis F-4128
Lineage: Eukaryota; Fungi; Ascomycota; Leotiomycetes; Helotiales; Sclerotiniaceae
Source: the annotation of a GenBank genome assembly